Messenger RNA from Bicyclus anynana (squinting bush brown), 3980 nucleotides. RefSeq names its product glycogenin-2. Gene Ontology annotation, molecular function: glycosyltransferase activity. Gene Ontology annotation, cellular component: cytoplasm. Bases 158 to 3622 code for a protein of 1154 amino acids. The record is from RefSeq and is a predicted model, not a curated record. The transcript is spliced from 9 exons. NCBI's taxonomy places the organism in Eukaryota, Metazoa, Arthropoda, Insecta, Lepidoptera, Nymphalidae.
GUGGGUAGCGGCGCCGGGAGGGACUGCGAUCGUUCGUUUGCCCGCGCACGUUGCAAGUAAGCAUUUGUCAGUGCUGCGCGAAGAGCGAGUGUACGUCUUUCGUGUUAUCGUUUAGGUGACUGCAACUGUCACCCACGAGACUACACCCGGUACCAAAAUGUCAAAUCGAGCAUGGGUAACGCUGGCCACAAACGACUCGUACGGCCUCGGCGCCCUGGUGGUGGCGCACUCUCUGCGUCGCUCCGGAUCAGUGUACCCUGCUGUGGUGCUCAUCACCCCCUCUGUCACUGAGGCUAUGAGGGAACGCCUUCGCGCAGUAUUUGCUGAGGUGGUGGUAGUAGACGUGCUGGACUCAAAGGACGCCGCUCACCUCGCGUUACUGCAGCGGCCGGAGCUCGGUAUCACCUUCACGAAGAUCCACUGCUGGAACCUCACCCAAUAUGAGAAGUGCGUCUUUUUGGACGCCGAUACGCUGAUCAUCCAAAAUUGCGACGAGCUGUUCGAGCGUGAAGAGCUGUCAGCUGCACCCGACGUCGGCUGGCCCGACUGCUUCAACUCCGGCGUGUUCGUGUUCAGCCCCUCGGUCGACACCUUCAGUAAUCUCAUUACAUUCGCCUCGGAGCGUGGCAGUUUUGACGGUGGAGAUCAGGGUUUACUAAACUCAUACUUCUCUGAUUGGGCACGAGGAGACAUCAACAAGCAUCUGCCAUUCCUCUACAAUGUCACAUCAGCUGCCUUCUAUUCCUACAUACCCGCCUUGAAACAUUACGGCCAAAAUUUAAAGAUAAUCCACUUCAUUGGUGCCGCAAAACCGUGGCUGCAGCAGUUCAACUGGCAGUCGCGCUCUGUAGAUGCUCCAGAACAUUUGCGCGGAUUUUUGCAACUGUGGUGGGACCUAUUUGUUGGUCAGGUCCAUUCACAGCUAGACACAGCCAUGGGUGAUGUCGCAGAAGAACAUCUGGUGACUUUUCAAGAAGAAACAGAUUAUAGUGAACCGAAUGUGGACCAUAUUUACUACGAACCAACGUUAGAUUCAGACUCUGAAUUUCCAUGGCAUCAUCCUGAUAAUCAAGUCCCAGAUAUGGAAAUUAAUGUGCCAGAGAUAAACUUGAGUGAGUUUCAUAACCCAUGGGAUAUUUACAGAGGAAAUAUUCCAGCAAGUAAAGAGAAUUUAAAACAAAACGACAAACCAUCUGAUAAUUAUCAUGAAAUAAGAAAACUGGCGUGGGAUCGCAAUCAGUCACAUCAAACGCAAAGUCAUCAUUACGAGCAUACGUAUUGUAGUAACGAGCACAAUGAUAAUCAAACUUCUGUUUAUAAAGAUGUUAGGCAAUCUAAUAAUGAAAGUAGUCAAACGAAUGCAUAUAUACCAUAUCAUAUACAAAGUGAUCAUUAUCAUCAACAUCAACAACAAGAAACGAAUCACCAACAUCAUGCACAAAACCAUCACAAUAUACCACAAUAUCAUAACGAAAACACAUCCACAGCACAUCAAAGCCACCACAGUCAACAUAUACAAGAACACAACUAUUCAGAGCCACAUACUCAUGAAUAUCACUACAAUAACUUUACUAUACCUGAAGACAGAAACCCUAUUUAUGAUCAGUCCCAAAGUAACAAAUCUCCAGAUGAUAGUCAUGUUUGUUAUUCACAUAGUCUUCAGGAACACGAAAACCACGUAGGUAAGAAAUUAAACAGUUCUUUUUCACAUUUAAAACAACCAAAUAGACCUCAAGUAUACAGUGUAAUGAUGGACCAUAUUAGAGUAAAUCCUCAUGUAUCAGAAGAAAAAGUGAAUGGAUAUGCAUCCGAUGAUGAUAGUGAUAUUUAUGAGGAAAUAACGCCACGGCAUCCAUACGAUGGCUUUUACUUAAGGCACAGAAUGACUAUUGACUCACGUGGACGUAAAAUAUGUAGUCACGAAAUACCUUUACGACCACCUUCUCCACUGUCAGAAAGUUCAGACGAGUUUGAAGACGCAAUGGAAACACUCUCUGAGGAAAUUACCGAUAAGACAAUAAAUGGGGUAAACAUCCAAACUGGCGUAGCGGGUAAUUUGGCACGCGUAGUACCGGGAGCGCCUUUGCAACAAGAGGCCGUAGAUGAACUUACCAGGCGACAAGGAUGGGAAGCCGGAAACAUUGAUUACAUGGGUGCAGAUUCUUUUGACAACAUUUGGGCAAAGAUAUCACAGACACUAAGUCAACCUCCAAGUUCCGAACAGGCUGAACCACCUAAAGAUGAAGCUCAACCAGAAGCUGCGGCGGAACCUCCAAGCGCACCUACACCAGUUGAAACAGUCGUUGAACCUGCUUCCGAAACAGCUCCAGCAGCACCAGCUUCUGAACCGGCAGUUGUAACUCCUGAAAAUACAGCCGAAGCUCCCAAACAAGAAGUUGAGGCUGAGAAGCAAGCCCCUAGUGAACCAGCUUCUGUUGAAGUUCCUGCACCAGUAGAAUCUGACACAGCUGAAAAACCUUCCGAUACACCCGCUGCACAGUCAGCGGAAGAUGCUGCAGUUGUGGAAUCUGCUCCAGUUGAAGUAGCGGCGCCAGCUUCUGCACCUGCGUCUGAAGCCACUGAAGCUUCCACGCCAGCACCUGAAGCGACUGAAGCUCCCACGACCGCACCUGAAGCUCCUACACCCGAAGCUCCCACGCCCGCACCUGAAGCCACUGAAGCUCCCACGCCCGCACCUGAAGCCUCUGAAGCUCCUACGCCUGCGCCUGAAGUCACUAAAGCUCCCGCACCUGCACCCGAAGUCACCGAAGCUCCCGCACCUGCACCAGAAGUCACUGAAACUCCAGGUAAACCAGAGGAAAUUAUUCCUGUUCCAGUUGAAGCAGCGACUGUUGAUAUCGCUGCCUCAGCCCCGGCAGACGUGAGUGAAAAGACUGAACCAGAAGCGGCUGAAAUACCAGUAACUGCCUUGGAAGCAUUAAAAAUUGAUGAAGCGCCAUCAGCAGCAGAAGUCGCGGUUACGAAAGAGCAGGCAGCACCAGAGCCCGUGUCUUCUGCUCCAGAAUCUACACCUGCACCAUCAGAGGAACCGAAACCUGCGGAAGCGGGAAAGCUAGAGGCCUCCUCAGACAGCCCACCUCUAGCUAACACUCCGUCCAAGGAAGAGAUUCCUGUGGCACCCGCAGCCAAAUCGGAGGAGCGGCACAAGCUGGGGAAGCUGCUGCUGCCGCCGCCGGCCGCGGACGCCGCGCUCACGCCGGACAGCGAGGCGGAGGACGCGGCCGCGCUGGCGCAGUCCAUCAUCGCCGGGGAGCUCCGCACUCCCACUGUCACCGAGCCCACGCCGCCCGUGCUGGCGUCGCCCCCCGCCCCGCCCGCAGACUCUCGCCUCUCCGUCCAGGAGCCCGCGGUGCCCACACCUCCCAUCGCCGUUUCGCUCUCGCAAAUCGGCAUCAAGGCAAAACCGACCACCGCCGCUCAGAUCGAAUCCUCAGUGAAACCUGACUCGGCGCCUGCUACUCCCGACUCGCCCAAAACUGCUGACCCUCCUAAAAAGAAGAUAAUCAAGAAGGUAGUCAAAAAGGACAAGGAGGGUGCAUCAGGCAGCGAGGCGCCCGUACCGCCGCCGCGGAAGAAGGAAAAGAAGCCCAAAGAGAAAUGAGCGCCGCGUCCAGCUCCCGAAUAGUUCCUCUGUGCCAUAACUGUAGCCUCACCUUAUGUUUCUGUUUAAUUUUUUUUUAUCGCUUUAGUGUAUGUGUAACCGUUUUUAUAUUUUAUACUAUUGAUUAAUUAAUGAUAUUAAUACUCGCAUUCACACGUCCAUGUUGUCGAAAUAUAAUUAUUGUAUUUGUAAUUUUAUAUUUUUCGUAACGACGUGUUAUUUUAAACAGUGAUUUGUAUUUGGUUUACUGAAUACUUAUUGAUAUAUUAUCCUAUAUGUUUACCAAAGCAUGACACGUAUUUAUUAAGAACGAAGUGUUAUUCAAAUAUUUGUAUUAAAAGUAUAUUUUGAAUUAAAA